Messenger RNA from Adelges cooleyi (spruce gall adelgid), 3031 nucleotides. Its product is annotated as beta-1,4-N-acetylgalactosaminyltransferase bre-4-like. NCBI's taxonomy places the organism in Eukaryota, Metazoa, Arthropoda, Insecta, Hemiptera, Adelgidae. Gene Ontology annotation, biological process: carbohydrate metabolic process; glycosphingolipid biosynthetic process. The record is from RefSeq and is a predicted model, not a curated record. The transcript has 7 exons. Gene Ontology annotation, molecular function: N-acetyl-beta-glucosaminyl-derivative 4-beta-N-acetylgalactosaminyltransferase activity. Bases 238 to 1299 code for a protein of 353 amino acids.
GCUCGCAUCCGCCCGCACGCGUGAGUCCACCAUCGGAUAGGCGGCGUUUGGACGAUUCUGAUAAUAUUUUUUAUCAAACCGUUUUUUGGUUUAAUUUUAUCUUAUUUUUUUUUUUUGUUAUCGCCUUACCAUCAUCACGCGAUGCCGUAGAAAACACUGCGAUCGCCUUUGAAAGCCGUUCGGUCAUCGUAGCCAACCCGAGGGCUCGCGUUGUUUUAAUGUCCGGAAAAUUGUAACAUGUUGACAACGCCGACGUCACAGGGCAGAUUAUUGGUCGGACUGGGUGUCGUCUAUGUGUUGGCACAAUACAUGUAUGUCACUUACAACAACGAGCCACGACGUUUCGACAACCUGAUGCCAAUCACGUCUACACAAGAAUACGUUCCAGCCACUAACGCCGCGCCAAUCGUACACUUGAACGUCUCCGAGAUCACGUCCAAGGUUACUGUUGUUGGAACUGAAGGUGAUAGAACGAACAACAAAGCCCCCGCGUUGUGUCCGGAAGUUCCGCCCGGACUAAAUGGAACAGUGCCAUUAGUCCUGCCAACACACGAAACUCUUAAAGAAGUCGCAGAACAGUUAUCGUGGUUAAGACUUAACGGCGGUGGUCAUAAAGCACCCACAGACUGUGAAGCCCGGUACAAAAUCGCCAUCAUUGUACCUUACAGAGAUCGCUUGUCAAACUUAUGCACAUUUUUGCUAAACAUUCACCCGUUUCUAACAAAACAGCAAUUAGAUUAUACCAUAUUUAUUAUUGAACAAUUUGGUGACGGAUUAUUCAACCGAGCAAUGCUGAUGAAUGUGGGAUUCGUGGAAGCGUUAAAACUGCGUGAAUUCGACUGUUUCUUCUUUCACGACGUCGAUUUAAUACCGGAGAAUGACAAGAACAUUUACAGUUGCCCCCAACAACCGCGACACAUGUCCGUUGCUAUUGACAAGUUCAAAUACAGAUUGCCGUACAAGGACAUAUUUGGCGGUGUAGUUGGAAUGAGUCGAUACCAUUUCCAGUUGGUGAAUGGUUUCAGUAAUAUGUUUUGGGGAUGGGGCGGUGAAGACGAUGACAUGGCGUCUCGAGUUAAAUCCCAUGAACUCAACAUAACUAGAUAUCCACCAGACAUAGCCCGUUACCAUAUGCUUUCUCACGCUAAACAAAGAGCCAACCCGAAAAGAUACGAAAAACUGUUCAGCGGGCGAAAACGGUUUAAGACGGACGGACUCAACCACUUGGCGUAUCAAGUGAAAUCGUUUCAACGCCUGUCCAUGUUUACUUAUCUGUUGGUCGACAUCACUAAAAUAUGAUUGAAGACGUCAACCACUUGCCGUUGGAUGCACUGCCUCUCGACGUUCUCUCUUAGGAAUUUCUUUUUUGUCUCUUGAUUUGAUUUUUUUUAUUUUGCUACAUUAUCACUUUGAACAUUGAUUUUUUUAUAGCGUGUUAUAAAAUCAGUGAGGACUAUUACUAUUAGUAGUAUUAUUAUUGUUGUUCAUUAUAUUACAUUUUUUUUUAUAUAUAUAUAUAUAUAUAUAGAAUUCUAAAUCAGGGUCCAGCGUUGCCUGAUGCGGUGCUAACAGCGAGUUAAACAUGUACGCUGUUUGCGUAAUGAAUUACUAUUAUGUACUUACAAAAAAACACAUAAUACUUAGGUUAGCCCAAAAAAAUGUAUAAUACAUACAUCUCCAUCCACUCCAGCUUAAUCCAACCCGAUGUCAAUCUAUGUGCGCAUGACGUACAUAUUACAGGCCAAACAUACAUAUUCAUACAGAUUUUAAUGCGUCAUACAUUUUUUCUAUGUUUUACUCUUAUGUUGCUCUGUGUAUUUUUUUUAAAUACAUUUGCUGCUCGUUUCGAGCAACAUUAAAUGUUAAUCAACAGCAUAUCAUUAGCCCAAAGCGUAACGCCCACUCAACUUGAUUCGUAUACUCAACGAACUUGUGUGCACAUUCAUAUUGAGCACACCAAAGACAAGUUCGACUGAAAAAAAUCCAUUAUUAUUGUUGUUGAUUAAAAAAGUGCAAAUUCACAUAACGGUUAUGUCCAAUGGAUUAGGGGACUGACUGCCUCGUUUAAUACUUAAGGGUAAUAUAGUUCUGGUACUUCUAUAAGGCAUUUCAUAAUUAUAAGAAGACAUUUACGUUAUCUGGUUCUGGUUUUUAGAGAAUAGAGAAUAUUAACAAAAACUAAAUUUUUCGUUAAAUCUGAUUUCACAAAACAUAACUAUUAACAUAAAAGUAAAAUUUUAUUUACUCGUACAUAUUAUCUUGAUUCAAUGUUUUUUUUAGCACGGUCUGUUUUCUCGAAUACCUACUUAGCUGUUAGAUUUUAUUAAAGCUACUGUAUGUACGUAUAUUACUAAUAAAUAUUCACACCAAUUUGUUCGUGCGAUAUUUUCUUAUAUAAAUUUAUUCCAUUUUCAGUAAACCAUUUAAUGGUAGUGAAAUAUAAACUAUUAAAUGGAAAAUAUAAUAGAUAAUUAAAUUACCGUUGUUCCGUUAGAUGUGGAUUUCGGGGAUCAAUACGGAUAGGCAAUUAAUUUUAGGGUAGGCCUAAUUGUGGGUCAAUACGACUCUGUGAUAUUAUACUUCAUUAUAUUGUGUAUUUCUCUUUCAUUGUAAUUUUUUUUUGUUUGUACUGUAGAUAGCAGGGCCGGCUUGAAGGUAUAGUGAAAUAGAUGCGCAUAGCCCCGAACUUAUCAGGACCUCACGCAAGGUCCCAUAUAAAAUUUAUUGUCUUCUGCCAAAAAGAUAUUAUAUACUAUCAAAUCAAAGUCGAUUAAAUUAGGUUUAAAUUGUUUUAUAAAAUAGUCAUACUUCCCAGGAAAUUUGUCCCAUCGACAUUGGCCGCACUUAACCUACAUAUUUAUUUCCAAGCCGGUCCUAAGCGACGGGCAAUUUUUAUCACGUUAACCGCCCUUUAUUAUUAAUUAUGACAGUAUCUCUGAAUUUAACUAUAAAUAAACGAAAAUUAAAGACUCGUAGCAUUAUAGUAUUAUUAUUAUAACAUUAUCGUAACACAAAUGUACCGGUGUUUUUA